This is a messenger RNA of Diabrotica balteata, 534 nucleotides long. Lineage: Eukaryota; Metazoa; Arthropoda; Insecta; Coleoptera; Chrysomelidae. The record is from the annotation of a GenBank genome assembly.
AUGGAACCCAAUCCUAUGCCCAAGCAAUUAACAAUUAAAGCUGGAUGUCCAAUGAAUUUGGAAAAUUUUCCGAUGGAUAUUCAGAAAUGUCCAUUAACAUUCGGUUCCUUUGGCUACACAAAAAAAGAUGUGUUAUAUCGAUGGAAUUACGCCCGGCAAGUUGCUAUAGCCGAUGAUAUGAAACUAUCACAAUUUGAUCUUAUAGGUACUCCUUCUGGGAAUAAUUCCUUUAAUCCUUUUAAUGGAGAUAUUAGAUCAGGUAUAACUACAGUCCUUACAAUGACCUUUUUAGGUUUGGAAGCAAGGACGAACUUACCCAAAGUUCCUUAUCCAACUGCAUUGGAUUUUUUUGUUUUUCUAUCAUUUGCUUUCAUUUUUGCAACAAUUAUACAAUUUGCAGUCGUUCAUUAUUUUACUAAGUAUGGUUCAGGAGAAUGCUAUUUCAGCUUCAGUUCUGAUUCAAGCAGUGAGGAUGAAGAUAGCAAUACUUCGUAUGUGCAACCAAAGAAACUGACUUAUUGGACUAUUUAUUAA